Molecule: messenger RNA, 4112 nt
Organism: Austrofundulus limnaeus
Lineage: Eukaryota; Metazoa; Chordata; Actinopteri; Cyprinodontiformes; Rivulidae
Product: formin-2
Exons: 14
Coding region: 410-1702 (430 amino acids)
Biological process (GO): cortical actin cytoskeleton organization; actin nucleation
Cellular component (GO): cytoskeleton; cytoplasm; actin filament
Molecular function (GO): actin filament binding; microtubule binding
Source: RefSeq, a predicted model, not a curated record
UCCACCUCCUCCUCCCCCUCCACCUCCACCUCCACCUCCUCCCCUUUCACUAUCUGGACACCCAGGUCCAUCUAUACCUGUUAAUUCAACAACUCAUCCUCUUCCACCGCCCCCUCCCCCUCCUCUACCUGGUUACCUGGCACUGGUCCCACCAAAACCUCCUCCUUUACCAGGAUUUGCAAGUUCACUGCUUCCUCCACCAGCACCACCACCACCACCACCACCACCACCUCCUCCUCCAGGCUGCGGUCCCCCUCCUCCCCCUCCUCUAUCAGGAACCAUCUGUGUUGCCCCAGAUGCUCCAGGAGCGCCGGGUUCCCUGCCCCCUCCACUGCCCUUGGCUCUGUAUUCUCUGGCUUUAACACAGGAGAAGCUUCCCAGGAAAGCUGUGGUGGAGCCACCCAGACCCAUGAAGCCCCUAUACUGGACCAGGAUUCAGCUCUAUGCCAAGAAACAGGAAACUUCAUUACUGGUGUGGGAAACAAUUGAAGAGCCCAAAGUGGAUUUUGAAGAGUUUGUGGAACUGUUCUCCAAGACAGCUGUAAAGGAAAAGAAGCAACCACUAUCUGACACCAUAACCAAGUCCAAGGCAAAACAGGUUGUUAAGCUUCUAAAUAAUAAGCGCUCUCAGGCUGUUGGGAUUCUCAUGUCUUCUUUGCAUCUCGACAUGAAAGACAUCCAGCAUGCCAUCUUGAACUUGGACGACAACGUUGUGGACAUGGAAACCCUCCAGGCGCUGUAUGAAAUUAGGGCGCAACAGGAGGAGCUGGACAAGAUUGAAAAGCACAUAAAAUCCUCUAAAAACAAAGAGAAUGCCAAGCCUCUGGACAAACCUGAACAAUUUCUCUACCAGCUCUCUCUAAUCCCAAACUUCUCAAGCAGAGUAUUCUGCAUCCUCUUUCGAUCUAGCUUUUCUGAGAGCAUGUCAUCUAUCACAAGGAAAUUGAACAUACUACACAAGGUGUGCAAGGCUCUACAGGACCGUGAAACAGUAAAAAAUAUUCUAGGUCUAGUUUUGGCCUUUGGUAAUUUCAUGAAUGGAGGCAAUCGAACCAGAGGUCAAGCCGAUGGCUUCACACUUGACAUCCUGCCAAAACUCAAAGAUGUCAAGAGCAGUGAUGGAACCAAAAGUCUUCUGUCUUAUAUUGUAGCCUACUAUCUCAAAAACUUUGAUGAGGAUGCUGGCAGAGAGACGUGUGUGUUUCCGCUUCCUGAACCUCAUGACCUGUUCCAAGCUUCACAGCUCAAGUUUGACGAUUUUCAGAAAGACCUGGCUCAUCUCAAAAAAGACUUGAGAGCAUGUACAUCAGAAGUGGAAAAGGUAUGCAAAGUGUCAGAUGAGGAUAACUUGCAACCUUUUAAAGAAAAUAUGGAAGACUUCCUUGUACAAGCUAAAAGUGAGCUGGAGACCCUGGAUACUCAACUUGGCAGCACUCACAAACUGUUCCUGGACCUUACAGUGUUCUACUCAGUGAAACCUAAGGCAGGAGAAAAGGAGAUUUCACCCAACACAAUCUUCUCCGUCUGGCACGAGUUCUCCUCUGAUUUCAAGGACCAUUGGAAAAAAGAAAACAAGGUUAUUCUCAAAGAGAGGCUAAAAGCAGCAGAAGAGAACUUCCGACAAGCCAAGGAGAAGGCUUCCUACAGUGUCAAACCCAAACAUGCUUCUGGCAUUAAAGCAAAGCUUGGCACGAAGAUGUAGCUCACUCCAAUGACGGUCACCCGGAAAAAGUCAUCAUUUAAAUUGUGAGAAGGGAAGAGCCAAGAUGAGAUGAUGGAACUUAAUGUGUUGCUGAGCCCAAUUCAAACAUUCUAUUUCACUCUUGUAUGAUCACUUUUGGCUAAAUCACUUUAUUGCUUUGGAUGGUGGUUGACCUCAGUUUAGUCAUGGAAGGAUUCUGUCUGUGCAACAAACAAAAUAUACAUUUUGAACAUUUUUUUGAUUCUCCAGUGUUAAAUAAAUAAUACAGUUUGAUUGCUAAAGACUUGUAUCAUGGAUGGUACAAGUCAUGAUAUACAGAAUGCAUGUUCAUGGAAAUGAUUCGUAUCUAAAAUGUAAUAAAGAAAAUGUUUGUCUUUUUAGAAUCUUCCUUGACUGUUCUAAGCUAACAAUGAUUUAGUGGCUGUCAUUGUAUUUUGAAGUGUUUAGUUUUGACCUGUUUUUAUUAUUUUUUUGUAACAUAAUUAAGCAGCUGUGGUAGCUUGGUGGUUAUUGUUGCGGUCUUGUAACCCUGAGUCUGCACAUUUGAAUCCAGGUUGUUCUAGAAAGGACAUCAAUCAAUUGCCAAAUCUGUCAUGUGAUUUCAUGAUGGCAACCGCUGAAGAAAAGAGUAGAACAAGAAAACAAGAUUUUGGUGUAAUAUAUUUUCUGAAGAUGUUAAAAUUUGACUGUAAUUUUUUGUAAUUAUUAUUUUUUGUUUCAGACCUUUAAAUGUUUUAGCUGAUUUUCCUUCUAAGGAAAACAUUUCACAACCUCCUAAAACAUUUUGUCCCUGUGAUGGACUUGCGACCUGUCUGAGGUGUACCCCGCACCUCCCACUGUGACUGCUGGAUAUGGGCACCAGUGACUCCAGUGACCCUGAAAUGAAGAAGCGGGUAUAGAUGGAUGGAUGGAUGGAUGGAUGGAUGGAUGGAUGGAUGGAUGGAUGGAUGGAUGGAUAGAAAACAUUUCACAUGAUUCUUUUUUAAGCAACAAUUACAAACUCCCCUGACCUGAGCACUCGCUUCAGAUGUUAUCAUCCAUUAAAUGGACGUUAUUAGUCGUUAGCAUGUCCAUGGAAUGGCUUUCAGAAUGUCCUGACUGUGGCUCCUAGUGGGUUCUCCAUCCCAUAGACUGAUAACGUCAGAACCUACGGUAGUAUGAGGCGUAAAGCCACUAAGAUUUUUUAUGCAAUCUGGUUAAAAUGAGGCAUAAAACCAUUAAGGUUAAUAUGAGGCAUAAAGCCAGUAAGGUUAAUUUUAGAGAAAAUGGUCAUGGCCUUCAAUAAAGUAGAUCAUUGUUGCAGGCCCAAUAUAGGGCAACGGGCAGAGCACAGGACCAGAGAGUGAGAGUGCCAGGAAUGAGACCAGGCACGGUCAGCAAGAAAACAGUGAGAGACACCCCACCCCCACCCCGGACCAAAAAUGAAUGAAAAUAUGUUUUGGUUAUUUACACAUUCAUUGUCAUUGAUAUAUUAACCCACCUAGGGGGCAGUGUCAAGACAGUAUGAAACCAUUCUAUGGGACUGAUAACCCGCUAGAAGGCACAGUCGGGACAGACUGAAGCCAUUCUAUGGGACUGAUAACCGCUAAUAAUGUCCAUUUAAUUGACUGAUAACAUCAGAAUCCGCUGACCUGAGAGUCAUUUUUGGCUGUAUAAAAAAAUCUCUUGGAUCAGCAUCACAACAGAAUCAACAAAUUAAAUGGUUUCAUUGUCACCAAAAAAAGACAGACUUUUUUAUGAUCUUGGUAUUUUUCUCUUACAUGAAAAUACAACAAACAUUAGAAACCUGCAUUUGCCAUGAAUCACAGAUAUAUCUGGAUCCUGCUUGAGAAUGCUAUGUGUGAUUUUAAAAAUAAUCACUUUAAUCAUAACCAUUGUCAAAAGCUUGUCUUAAAGUUUAUCACUGGCUUAACCCCAAAGGCUUAAAAGCCUAUCACUCCCUCCAUGACAAGUUAUUACAUCAUGGCUGGACUGUGGUAAAUUUGAAAAACCUCCAAGGUUUCCUCUAGGAUUUUUUUAAAAACUAUGAUGGUGGGUUGUCAGUGGGGGGUUGACUCUAAACCUGUUCUAUGUGGUUUGGUUAUUUCCGUCCAUUUUGUGUCACAGCCAUUUUCCCUGUGCUUAAUUUUUUCUUCCCUCUCUUCUUCCUCACCAUGCUCACCUGUGUAGAAUGAUGAAACCUCCUGUUCUGCCUUUCCACUUUCCUCCCCUUCAAUCACCUCCUACUCCUACAAGCUUGUGUACUUGUCUAAUAUAAUUAGGAAGUGUUAGAUUUGUUUCAAUCACCAAUAUCAUGCAAGGAAUGUUAGGAAUAUUUAAAUAUUACACCUGUCAUGGUACAGGUCAAUAUCAUUUCUGUAUUCCUCAGAACUUGAAGGAACUGGGUCACAAUAAACAGGGUUGUACAGUA